Paraglomus brasilianum is the source of this 5469-nucleotide messenger RNA. The record is from the annotation of a GenBank genome assembly. Lineage: Eukaryota; Fungi; Glomeromycota; Glomeromycetes; Paraglomerales; Paraglomeraceae.
AUGGACAACGAUCUGGACAUCAAUAGUCUGCCGUCAGACACCCAGAAUCAAUUGAAGCAACUGGAGCAGGAGCUGGCUGACGGUGACUUAACCGAGAAGGGUUUUGAGAAGAAGAGAAGAGAGCUUUUGGCUACAUACUGGGAAACGGCUGCUGAUACGGCUGCUCUACCACAAAUAGAGGUUGCUGGCCCGUCAACAAGGCAGUCGAUACCUCUCUCUUACAAUCUUGCUCCAUCAGUACAACCGUCUUAUAAGCCAUACCAUCUAUCUCAUUCGGGGUCACUCCCAGUCAUUUCAAAUAAUACACCUAACGUCUUAAUAAGUAGAUCAGGAAGUCCAGAUGUUGACAGACUUCGGGUGCGUGAUCACGGUUUAAGUUUGGAUGCUUAUACAUCACCAUCGGUCGAGUACACAACACCGUUAACACAAUACUACCGGCCUCAGCAUGACGGUUAUGCGUCGCGCUCGUCUUCACCACAACCCCCACCACAACCCCCCCCUUUUGUCUCUCCAAUGGGAUCACCUCAUCGAUAUAACCUCCUGCCGCCGCAAGGAACUUCCUCGCAUGGUUUUCAAUAUCAACCAGUCCAGGGUAUCCAGGGUAGACCUCCACACAUUGUUCAAGUUGAUGUACAGACUGAUCCUUCCAAUGAUUAUAUAGCUACUGGAAGAAUAGCAGAUAGAUCAAAUCCUCUUUAUAGAAUCAAGACCAACCAAAAGGAUUAUCGUGGUCGAGAUUCAAUCAUGUCGGACACUUCGAGCGUACAUACUAAUGGCGCCACUGAUGGUGAAUUUUUGGCGAGAUAUCACGACGACAACGUAUCCAUUCGAUCUGCUCGAUCCAGCAUUGUAGCACCUUCAUAUAUCGGUCCAAAAAUAGACGGUUACAGCGCAACAAAUGAGAAAAUCGGAAGAGGACUUUCGCAUCGUGGUUCACUAUAUCACAAGCGACAAAGACGAUUUUCACAAGUUUCAUUGCCUUCAUUGCCUCCAUCACCUGAUGCACCGAUAUAUGACCCAGAACUUUCAAAACUUGCCGGACUACAAUUUAUGCCAUUCGAACCACGUGGAGUGCCAUUUAAAAUAUGUGACCCACUUGAUCCAACAAAGCCAAUGUUAUCAUUUCCGAACAUUGCUUAUGUCUUAAGGUAUCGUGCAUUGACGACACCAAAAAGGACAGCCUUUGUGUUGGUGGAUCAGAAGGGGAAAGAGAUUGUUGCGUGGUCAUGGGAGAAAAUAUUUGCACGUGCAGAGAAAUUAGCAAUGACUUUAAAUAAAGUAAUCGGACAGAGGGAGAAAGAUCGCGUAGCACUUAUUUAUCGUAAAUCAGAAAUAAUGGAUUUUAUCGUAGCUCUUUAUAGCUGUUUCAUUGCUGGAAAAGUAGCUGUACCUAUUAAUGCAGCAGAACAAUUUGAAGAGUUGACUUAUAUACUCGACAAUACUCAAUGUCGAUUAGCAUUAACAACUGAUCACAAUCUUAAAGUAUUUGUAAGAGAUUUGGCCGCUCAGAAAAAGGAAUUACCCAGUCGUGUCGAAUGGUUGAAGACAAACGAUAUUGGAGGUUAUUACCCUAAGAAAAGGGAAGAUCAUAUGCACAUUAGCAAUGCAGAGUGGGCAUACAUUGAAUUUACAAAGAGUCCAAGCGGCGAGCUCAAAGGAGUCGUCAUUAAUCACAAGACAAUAAUGCAACAGUGUCUGGUAAUGAGAGGAGCAAUAGUUGAAAAGGAAUUUCAAGCUAACAUGGAAACCGUUGCGGAUCCCUUAGCCUAUGCAGGAAACAAACAGUCAGAUGUGAUGUUAACUUAUUUAGAUCCACGACAACAAGUUGGUUUAAUAUUAGGCGCAUUAUGGGGAGUUUAUUGUGGGAACAUGACGGUUUUCCUUGGGAGUCUUGCUCCAGAUACGCCUGGACUAUGGGUUAAUUGUGUCUCUAGAUAUAAAGUCACCAUUGCUUUGGCCGAUUAUCCAGGUCUUCAACCUGUCGUUUCGUCUUUCAAGAAUGAUCCAGCUUCGACUGUAAAUUUUUCAAAGAAAUAUCCAGCAGACUUGUCGUCUUUAAGACUGCUUCUUGUUGAUACUUUGACUAUUGACGUUGAUAAGAAUGAUGAGAUUGUUGACCGUCUUCUUAAACCUCUUGGUAUCCAAUAUCCUCGAGACGUUCUUACUCCUCUAAAUAGCUUAUCUGAAUACGGGGGAAUGAUCUUGUGUUUCGGAGAUUUAAUUGGUGUGGAAGGUUUGGACGAACGUUUGCGAGGCCAAAGACAUACCCGAGAAUUUUUGCUUGAUCGCGAAGCAUUAAGAAACAACAAGGUUGUAGUGGUCGCUUCAGGAGAUGCCGUUCUUGCGAGAAGGAAUGAGAAGGGGCUGAUUCGAGUUGGAGCAUUUGGUUUUGUCAUGCCAGAAGCAACUAUUGCCAUUGUUGACCCCGAGACAUCAGCUUUUUGUCUCCCAAAUACCGUAGGAGAAAUUUGGGUUGACUCUCCUUGUCUGAGUGGCGGUUUCUGGCAACUUCGGCAAGAUAAUGAGUUGAUCUUUCAUGCAAGACCUCUGUUGGUUCCUGCGAUGACCAAAAUGCCCGAGCUAUUCGAACAAAAAUUUUUGAGAUCUGGUCUUCUGGGGACACUCAUUGAAGGACAGUUGGUUGGAUUCGGCCUUUACGAGGAUCGUAUUAGACAGCUUGCCGAAGAACCAAAGUCUGAUUCCGAUGGAUCUUAUCCGGCUACUGAAGUUUGGAACUUUUUUUUCACAAAGGACUUGCAAAAUAUUGUCAUGACCUCUGUUGGGAUACGUGAAUGUGUGGCUACCGAAAUUUAUGUGAACGAUGAGCAUCUUCCUGUGCUGAUUGCUGAAUCAUCGCUAGAGAAGGGAGCAUUACCCGCUCUUGCUGAUCAAAUAAUAAACACUUUGUAUGUGCAUCAAGGGCUCAGGUUAUAUUGUUGUAUGAUCUGUCCAGUAGACUCACUACCAAGAACGUGGAGAAAUGGAAAGAAAUUAGUGAAUCCAUUGCUUUGCAGAAAAGGAUUAGAAGAAGGAAGGUUGAAAGUUUCGUAUCUCAAGUUUAAUUUAGAGAGAUCCAUAAAGAACAUCCCCAUGGGAGAAGAUACUGUCGGAGGAAUUUGGAGUGAGAAGGCUACUAGCUCUAGACAAGUGGUAAAUUAUGGUCCAGCACCAAGACGACAUCAAUUUACCGGUAUCGAGAAUCCUGUGAGAAUUGCAGAUGAUAAAACUCAAGUGGAUUUACUAAAAUUCUCGGACAUUGUUAGCAUCCUCAUGUGGCGUACACAAUUGGCACCAGAUGAAGCAGCUUAUAUAACGGUCGAUAGUCGCAGCCGUGAAGGGAAGGCAGUAUCUUGGAAAAAAUUUAACGCCAAGAUUGUUACUAUUGCCGCUCAUUUACUAAAGAAAGGCUGUAAUCAAGGCACACAUGUGCUAGUUCUCCUUCCGCAUGGACUCGAACUUGUAGCUACGGUAUAUGCGUGCAUGGUUCUUGGAGUGAUUGUAAUACCAUUGGCACCUCCAGACGUCAGUCGCGCUGCAGAAGACGUCAUGGCUUUAUUAAGUCUUGUUAACGACUUUAACAUCAAUUGGGUUUUGGUUAAUAAUGAUAGCGAGAAUUUACUGAGAAGUAAAAAUAUCCAAGCGUGUCUGAAGAAUGCUGCAAGAAAUGGUGUAAAACUACCUCCGCCGGUCAAUGUAUCAAAGGCUCCCAAAUUGACAAAGACUUUGAAAGAGGCUCAUCUAGCGAUACGCCCCGAAUGGUGCAAAUCUGCACGCCCCGCUGUAGUCAUGUGUUAUCUCUCAGAUGAUAUGAGGAUAUCUAGAGUUGGUCUUGGUCAUGAUACGCUAAUGUCACUAUGUCAAAUCCAGAAACAGACAUGUAAUAUGACCAGUGCAAGGGCCGUCGUCAGUUGUGACAAAUGUUACACAGGCAUUGGUUUUGUCCACACUUUUCUCUUGGGGGUUUUCAUGGGGUCUCCAACCGUUUUAAUAUCGCCCCAAGAAUACUCUUCGAAUCCAGCGAUUUGGCUUGAAUGUCUGAGUCGAUUCAAAAUCAAAGACACUUAUGCCACCAUAACCAUGCUGGAACAACUUUUAUCAUUCUCCGAGACGACGGAACUCAGGAACCUUUCACUUGGACCUCUGAAGAAUCUAAUGAUUCCUAUUUGCGGACGGCCCAAGUCACCCAGGUGUUCAAUCGACAAUCGACCUGUACCUACAAUCUAUGAAAGGGUUGUGAAGGCCUUCAUCGCUCAAAAAUUGGAUUAUGUGGCUGUCAACUAUGUUUACAGUCAUGUGAUCAACCCAAUUGUGACGACCCGAUCAUAUAUGUGUGUAGAGCCAGUUGAGUUGUAUUUAGACCUGAAAAGUCUCCGGCGUGGUAUCGUAAAAGUCAUAAGUCCUGCUGAUGAACCGAACGGUGUACUCCUUCAUGAUUCGGGGAUGGUUCCUACUGCUACACAAGUUGUCAUCGUACAUCCGGAAACUCGUCGUCCAUGUCUUAGCAACGAGUUUGGUGAGAUAUGGAUCUCUUCGGAAGCAAACGGCAAAUCUUUUUAUGGUUCCUCCGACCCACUAGAUAAAGAUCGUCUCUCGGCGGUUGUGGAAGGUGGCGAUCCACGACGGACAUAUGUUCGAACAGGCGACUUGGGAUUUUUAUAUAUAAUACAUAAACCUGUUGGGGAUGGAGGAGCUUUGGUAGAAUUUCAAUGUCUCUAUAUUCUAGGACCUAUUGCAGAAACUUUUGAGGUGCUAGGAUUGAUACACUUCCCUGCGGACGUAGAGUUUAGCGUUGAACGUUGUCUUGUUCAGCGAUGCUAUCAAUCAGCGGCACGUGAUAACUGUGUAAUAUUCCAAGCAAAUGGGGAAACUGUAUGUAUUGUCGCGGUGCAUCCUCCCGAGAUAGCAUUAUCCAUUGUUCCAGUCAUCGUAGGUACCAUACUGGAGGAACACGGAUUCACAAUAGAUAUAGUCGGUUUCGUUGCAAAAGACAGCAUGCUUAAAUCACGGUUUGGGGACAAGCAAAGACUCAAAAUUUGCGCAGCGUGGCUCAACAAGUCUCUUCCUGUGAUUUGCGUUCAUCAAGUCAAGAAUAACGUUACAUCCAAGUUAACAACCGAAAAUCCUCCAACCACAUCUCCACCCAACAACGUCAUACCAACAAGAAUUUCGGUUGUCCCCGAGGCGGAGCCAACUCCCUCGCAAUUCGAUACAGUAACACCGUCGGAUAUAUUAACGGAAGUUGCUAAUGAAAAUGAAGAUAUUUACGCAACAAAUCAGGAAGUUUACACUACGAAUCAUGAGGAAGUCUAUACUACGAACCACGAGGAAAUCGAUACUGCAAACCAAGAGAAUGUCAACCAAUUCAAUGCCAACGAACAACUAUCAAACUCAUUUGACUUUUCGACUUUCCAAGAAGCGUUACCGCAAGUGCCUAUUGUUACAUUCGACGGUGCAGAUAGUUUAGAGUAG